AAGGAGGACAUCCCGGCCAUCCUCGGCUACCUAUCUCUGCAUCAGUCUGGUGACACACUCACCCUCAAGUGGACACCCAACCAGCUGAUGAACCGUUCAUCGGAGGAUAGCACGACAGCAGACCCCGCAGACAAGAGCGUGAUGUUUGCGAACACGUGUCCGUCGUGUUGGAACAGGAAACCUCGAAAGGCGCACAUAUACUGGGAUUAUGCAAUCACCGUUAUGAUGGAUGAGAUAGUCUACCUGCACUGCCACCAGCAACCAAACCUCGGCGGGAUGCUGGUGCUCGUGGGCCAGGAUGGUGUGCAGAGGCCUCCCAUCCACUUCCCAAAGGGCGGCCAUCUUCUCCAGUUUCUCGGUUGCCUGGAGACCGGCCUUGACCCUCGCGGUCAGUUGGACCCACCGCUGUGGUCGCACAGAGGUAAAGGGAAAGUUUUCCCGAAGCUGAAGCGCAAGACUACGGCCAAGCUGGACAGGAAGUCGUCGGAGGAGGCGAGGGAGGAGUACUCGGACACGUUGCAGCAGCUGUGUCAGACGAUGAAGAAACAAAUCAUAUCACGAGCAUUCUACGGAUGGCUGGCGUACUGCAGACACCUACGCACGGUGAGAACGCACCUGUCUGGCCUCGUUCACCCAAGCAUCGUGCCGGCAGACGCGCCGUGCGAUGCCACCAGGGGGCUCACCGAGAGCCUGUGGAGGAAGAUGAAUAAGGACGGCAUCGUCGCCGAGGAGACGGAGAUCAUGAGGCUGGUGUACUACGGAGGAGUCGAGCACGAGAUCCGAGACCAGGUGUGGCCCUACCUGCUCGGUCACUAUCGCUUCGGCAGCAGCGAGUCACAGCGCAUCAAGCAGGACGAGGAGAUGCGGACGAACUACGAGAGGACGAUGUCGGAGUGGCUCGCCGUGGAAGCCAUCGUGCGACAGCGCGACAAAGAGAUCAUGGCCGCCAACCUCGCCAAGCUGUCGUCAGAGGGCAGCACUGACAUCCCGCUCGUCGGCAAGGACCCCAGCCUCAGCUCGGAGGGUUACUGUUACUAUGCAGGGAGGGCUCAGGAGGGGAAAAGCAACAAUUUGUUCUCUAUCACUAAGGCCUACUACAGCCUCGUUACUGAGCAAAGCGACACGCAAGCACGAUAUGAUGCGGCAAUCUCGGUAAAAACUUCAGGUACAAUUUUCAGCGGCAAUCACACGGCGGAGUCGCCGGAGGACACGCUGGAGGACGAGGUGGCGAGGUACAUGGAGCAGACACCAGGUGGCGACGCGAGCACGCUGCAGCUGAAGAGCGGAUCGCGUGAGAGCCUCAUGUCCCCGGCAUCUAGCGGCGGGGGAGUGUACUCGCAAGAGCUAUUGGACACGUUUGCGUUGAACGUUCACCGCAUAGACAAGGACGUGCAGCGCUGCGACCGCAACUACUGGUACUUCACGCCCGAGAACCUGGAGAAGCUGAGGAACGUCAUGUGCACCUACGUGUGGGAGCGUCUGGAGGUCGGCUACGUGCAGGGAAUGUGCGACCUGGUGGCGCCACUGCUCGUCAUCUUCGACGACGAGGCGAAGACGUUCAGUUGUUUCUGCGAGCUGAUGCGUCGCAUGUCGGCUAACUUCCCACACGGCGGCGCCAUGGAUGCGCACUUCGCCAACAUGCGCUCACUCAUCCAGAUUCUUGACUCUGAGAUGUUUGAACUGAUGCACCAAAAUGGAGACUACACGCACUUUUACUUCUGCUAUCGGUGGUUUUUACUGGACUUCAAGAGAGAGCUGGUCUAUGAGGACGUGUUCAGUGUGUGGGAGACUAUCUGGGCGGCUAACACCUGUCCAUCCAGCGAUUUGGAAGAUAAUGAUGUUAAUCCCGACCCAUCGAAACCCGAUCGGUGCAUGAGUCCUCCACGAUGCAACCUGGCCAGUAACAUGUAUACGAAACCGGUGAUGGACAAGCCAUUUGAUGCGGUGGAGCCAUCAAUACAACAUACAUUACAAACGACUGUGAAAAGAAAGCUAGAGGAACCAGUAGACGAACCAGCGCCGGCUAAGCAGCCGAUGCUUAACGGCGCAGCGGUGACCUUGACCGCUACCGCCAAGGUCAAAUCGGAACCGCCGCCGCCCGUCGCGUCGUCUUGUUUCGGCGCGCCGAGUUCGGCGGACUUGCCGAUCAUGUCGGCUGACGCGGGGGCGCCACCGUGUGGUGUCUCGCCGCUCUCCGGUCUCAUCAAGCAAACGGCGAGUCUCGGCGCAGAGCUGUGCGCGCCGCCACAAGGGGGCGCCGGCAUCGCCGGUCGUCCAGCGUCCAGUCUGACGACGUCGCCGUUUCCCGUCUCAGCUUCGUCUCUCCCCGUGACCUUUGCGAGGUCGUCGUCGCGGAAUCCGCCGACGAAGGGAGCGCUGAAGGCGUAUCCGCGAGCGAACGGCUGCGAGCUUGGCGCGACGAGGGAGGAGGCAGGUGGCGCCACUGCUGUGACCGGCGGCAGGGCGGACGAGAAACCUUCGUGUGGCCGUUCAGAGGUGGCAGUGAAGCAAGAAGAAGUUGACACAGCGAAAGCUGCACGAAUUCUGGUCGAGCCUACAAGUUGUGCAGCCACUAAGCAAGGUCCGAACGACGCCAAGCUAGGAGCAGCAAACCCAACCGUCAUGAUGACUUCACCGCCGGCGUGUAAGAUCCUGAUGCAGUCGCCGCCGGUCAGUGCUUCAGUCGCCAGCAUCCUGCACCCUAACCCCAUCAUAAUCCCCAACUCUAUCGUCAACACGCUCGACCUAGCCCGCGCGUCGACCGCGUCCGUGGUGACCCCGCCCAUGACGACGCAGCUGGCUGGGGUUGUCGUGGUUACCAACGAGGCGAGGAGGCAGACAGCGGGACAGGGAGCGGGGAAGGCGGCAGCGGUGCAGGCACCGGGAAAGACGGUGGGUCAGACUGCAAAGCAGAUACCUGGUCAGAUACCAGGUCAGACAGCUAGUUGGACAGUCGGUCAAACAACUGGUCGGACAGCGGGACAGUCACAAAAGCAGACAGUGAACCAGCCAUCAAAACAGACAGUGGGACAGACACCAAAACAGACAGUGGGACAAACACUAAAACAGAGUGUGGGACAAAGAGCUGGUCAGACAGUAGUCCAGACACCAAAGCAGACAGCGGGACAGCCUGUGAGACACACAGGCGGUCAGCCCGUGGGACACAUAGCCAGUCAGUCUGUGAGACACACCGCCGCUCAGCCCGUGGGUCCAGCAGCAGGAGGAGGAGGAGGAGGAGGAGGAGGAGGGCAGGGUAUCGUCGUUUCCUCGCCGUGA
Priapulus caudatus is the source of this 3276-nucleotide messenger RNA. Its product is annotated as small G protein signaling modulator 2-like. Gene Ontology annotation, molecular function: GTPase activator activity. Gene Ontology annotation, biological process: activation of GTPase activity. The annotation marks the transcript as partial. The record is from RefSeq and is a predicted model, not a curated record. NCBI's taxonomy places the organism in Eukaryota, Metazoa, Priapulida, Priapulimorpha, Priapulimorphida, Priapulidae. The transcript is spliced from 20 exons.